Molecule: messenger RNA, 37684 nt
Organism: Podarcis lilfordi (Lilford's wall lizard)
Lineage: Eukaryota; Metazoa; Chordata; Lepidosauria; Squamata; Lacertidae
Source: the annotation of a GenBank genome assembly
AUGGGAACUCCUGGAUCAGGAAGGAAAAGAACUCCUGUGAAAGAUAGAUUUUCUGCAGAAGAUGAAGCUUUGGGUCAUAUUGCUAGAGAGGUUAGUAAAACUGCUAUCUUACUGUAAGCAUCUUGAAAACAAGAAUUCACGUAUUCACAUUUUGCUUAGUAGGUGCACCUUACAUUCAUUGUUGUAAAGUUAUUUCUUAAACUGUGUUUGCAGUUCUGUAUCACCAAGUAUAUUAUUUUGAUAAUGAUAUCUUUGACCAUUAGUCACUUAAUGCUCACAUUUAAUAAAAGUAUUAUUGAAUCCAAUUUGACUACUUCAUUUUUAAAUGAAAUUUCUUUCAAUUUAACAGGCAGAAGCACGGCUUGCAGCCAAACGUGCAGCACGAGCAGAAGCAAGAGAUAUACGCAUGAGAGAAUUGGAACGACAACAGAAAGAGGUAAUGGAGCAGUUAAAUGUAGAACAAAAUUCUGGUAAUCUUAAAUUCAGAACAAUGUAUCAGAGUAAAUAACAUUAACUAAUCGCUUACUUUGACAUUGUUACACAUCUUGAGCAUCACUCUGAAAGCCAGGGUGAUUUUCUUUUCAGUUGGUAGAAUGCCAUUCAGACCUCAAGCUCAGCUUGAAUAUUAAGGUUGUGUUGCACUUGUAAAGGAAAACAUAAGAUGUUGUAUAUGUGUCAGUGCCCAGUGAGCAUGAAAUUUGGUGUCUGAGUGCUACUUGGGUUUAUACAAAGAAAGGUUUUCAAUGGAUUAGGAAUAUCGGCAACUAUUGCCUAGGAGUUGGAAAACAUGACACAUAAACCAGACUUGCAAAAGCAGCUAGGAUCAUCUUUCAAAAAAAUAGGAUUGUAUUUCUGUCAAAACUGAAACAAUGUUGAGUCUCUUAAGAAGAAGAGUUUGGAUUUGAUAUCCCGCCUUUCACUCCCCUUCAGGAGUCUCAAAGCGGCUAACAUUCUCCUUUCCCUUCCUCCCCCACAACAAACACUCUGUGAGGUGAGUGGGGCUGAGAGACUUCAAAGAAGUGUGACUGGCCCAAGGUCACCCAGCAGCUGCAUGUGGAGGAGCGGAGACGCGAACCCGGUUCCCCAGAUUAUGAGACUACCGCUCUUAACCACCACACCACACUGGCUCUUAAGUUCUUGGGAGUUAUGCUGUUGCAAAAUAGCAAGAAAAGUGGCAAAGUCAAGCUGCUUUGAAUCCAAAUUUUCCAUGAGCAGAAGACUGUUCAGGCUCCUCUUCCCCCAUUUUGUAGGCUGGGGCCUAGGAUGUGAUACAGUACUGCAGUGGGCAUAUGGAAUCAGCGAAAUUCAGGCAGAGGCAUUCCUUCAUUUUGGCCAAGUUUUCACCAUACAGCCAUCUGCCAUAUAUCUGACUUCAUUAUACUGUGGGAAAUUAAAGAGUUCUGCUUUAGGUUUAAGAAUCUUUACAUUUCAGAAUAAAAUUUGUUAUAUGUUAUAAUUAUCAGCCAUGCGGCUUAACUUAUAUUUGCCAGUUUUCCAGGGAAAAGGGAGUGUGGCCAUCAACUGCAAUUUUUGUUUUUGGUUUGGUUUUGGCUAACUUCUACAGUUGUCUAUAUUUGUUCCUGCCUCAGAUGAUUUUAAAAUAUCUUUAUACUUCUGUAUUCAGCACUGUAUCAUGGUAUAUGCUUAGAGUGAGGCCAAAUUUCUUCAGAUAAAUUGCAAAAUGUAUUCUUAGUGAAUGAAAGUGACUCUGUUUGAGUAACGGAUAGUGAACAGUUUUACCGUAUUUUUCGCUCUAUAGGACGCACUUUUUCUCCUUCAAAAAUGAAGGGGAAAUGUGUGUGCGUCCUAUGGGGCGAAUGCAGGCUUUCGCUGAAGCCUGGAGAGCGAGAGGCGUCUGUGCGCACCGACCCUUCUCGCUCUCCAGGCUUCAGGAAGCUAUCCGCAAGCCUUGCGAGCCCGGCGGGAGUUCCCGCAGGCUCACAAGGCUUGCGGGUGGCAGCCUGCAGCUCGAAGCAUGGGGCGCCCUCCGGAGGACGCCCCAUGCUUCGCGCAGGUGUCCGCAAGCCUUGCGCGCCGGGGGGGAGUUCCCGUGGGCUCACAAGGCUUGCGGGCGGCAACCUCGCCUUCGCUCCCGGACCCCCAGCCCCGAGGCUAAAAACGAAGCCAGGACAGCGAGCGGGAUCCAUCCUGCUCGCUGUCCUGGCUUCUUUGCUCUUUGGGGCUCGUGGGGGGGGGGAUUUUUUUUUUCUUUAUUUCCCCCCCCCCCAUAAGUGCGUCCUAUGGGCUGGUGCGUUCUAUAAGGCGAAAAAUACGGUAAUUUCAGUUAUAAUUUGGCAGAAUGGGGAAACCUGCACACAUAUGCAAAAAGCUUGGCCCUAAACAUUUUGACUGUCUUCAACUUGAAAAACAUAAUGUAAAAUGAUUUCAAACGGAACUUUUAUUGCAACAGAUAAUUUUCAGUAAAUCUAAUGUGAUUUAUAGAGAAAGGUCUCUACUUAUAACACUUGUUGGAAGAGGAGUGUAUUCAGUAGACACCAAAAAGACAAUAGAGUCCUCGGUUGGAAAUACUUUUGUGUAAUGAGCUUUCAGAACUUGAGUGAAGAAACGUGUGAAGUGUAGGCAGUGUUUCUUUAGAUAAUUGAUUACAGUACAAUUAAUUACAUCGCUGAUUUUAAAUAAUUUUGGGUGAAAAUGGUGACUGUUCUACCAUCACAUUUAGAUAAAGAAUCUGCAAAAAUGACCAUGGGUAGAAUAAAAGUUAGGCCCUGAUUAAGUGCUUCUUUGGUGGUUUUAAGCUCUAUUCUAUUCUACAGUCAUACCUCUAGUUGCAUUCGCUUCAUGUUGUGGAUUUUCGGGUUGCGAACGCGGCAAACCCGGAAGUGUAUACUUCCGGGUUUCACCACGCAUGCACAGAAGUGUUCUGCGUGCUUCGCACAUGUGCAGAAGCACUCUAUUGUGCUCCACACUUGCGCAGAAGCAGCACUCUAGUUGCGGACUUUUUGGGGUGCAAAUGGCACCCCGGAAUAGAUCGUGUCCACAACUAGAGGUACCACUGUAUUCUAUUCCACUUGAUUGUAAGUAGAACCUGUAAGCAUUCUAUAAAAAACAACAACUUAACAAUGUCAGUAAAAGACAAAUGCAAAAAACAGGUAUUUUUAAAAAUCCAAAAUAUAAAACACAUCUAGAUGGAUCAUUUCUAAUGUAUUUGACAAGAAAUUCAGUCAUACUGCCUUUGGCUUUUCCUGAUGUGCAUUUAAAUAGAAGUAAUAUUAGUUUGUGAAUAGUACUUGAUAUAGCUGUAGAGGUGAAAUGAUAAAAUGCAACACAAGUUUUAAAGAGAGCAUUUCCAUAUUUGAAUGUUGAUUACACUUUAUUUUUUUAAAGCAAACACUUUGGGAGAGCAAAUUUUCUUUUUGGAAAUUGUUUAUUCUUGCGAAGAAAUAAGAUGAUCUUUACCUUUUUGUAGCUUUCUCGACGUUCUUAUGAUAGAAAAUGGGGACAUAUCCAAAGGUGGAUGGUAGGCCAGGAUUGCCUGUUGUGUGGUAUUUUGCACUUGGAAAACUAACAUGAUUGGUGUGUUUAUUUACUAAUAUUUUGUACAAUGUGUGAAAUUCAAGUAUCAAAAUGACGUGUCUCCCAACUGUGGGAUUUACAAAUAUUUAACUUUGGCUUGGUUGUGUUCUUAGUUAUUUUUAUCAUUCCAGUACUGAAUAAGUGGAAACCUAAGGGGAAUAACUUCAUAUCACUAAUAACACUGUCUAUUUUAUAUGAAUUAAUACAAGACAAUGAGGUCCCAACAUUUCCUUGGCCUUUCUUCAUUUGAGGAUUCUUCCCAAAAUUUAUCAAUAAGUAAAGGUAAAGGGACCCUUGACCAUUAGGUCCAGUCGUGGUCGACUCUGGGGUUGCGGUGCUCAUCUUGCUUUAUUGACUGAGGGAGCCAACGUACAGCUUCCGGGUCAUGUGGCCAGCAUGACUAAGCCACUUCUGGCAAACCAGAGCAGCGCACGGAAACGCCAUUUACCUUUCCGCCGGAGUGGUACCUAUUUAUCUACUUGCAUUUUUACGUGCUUUCGAACUGCUAGGUUGGCAGGAGCAGGGACCGAGCCAUGGGGCUCACCCCGUUGCGGGGAUUCGAACCACCGACCUUCUGAUCAGCUAGUCCUAGGCUCUGUGGUUUAGACCACAGUGCCGCCCACGUCCCUUUAUCAAUAAGUAGAAUCAUAGAAUUGUAGAGCUGGAAGGGACCACAAAGGCCAACUAGUCCAAGCCUCUGCAAUGCAAGAAUCUUUUUGCCUAACAUGGGGCUCAAAACCAUGGCCCUGAGAUUAAGAGUCUCAUGCUCUACCGACUGAGCUAAACACAUUUUCUCAGUACCUGAAAUACACAAUCCAUUCGUCUGGAUAUUAUGGGCUAGAUCCAAAGAUUGUGCAGGCCAAAGACCUUUUGUGCAAAAAAAUCCUCUCUGUCCUGCACUCAGUGUCCCUCACCCUAAACAGUCUUUCUUGGGGGUUGGGAACUCUCCUGAACAAGUAUGGGCAUAGAUAAGCUUUCCCCUUACUAUCACUCUCAAUUCAUAUUGUUUUCCAAAUUGUACCGUGUUGCAUUUUGAAGUUCUAACUGUAGGAUAUUUUCUCCAUGUAGAUGGCAGGUAUCUGUCAGUAUAGGUGACUAUUGCACACCAGCAAUUAAGACUAUCAUGCAAGUUGGAUUAAAUCACUUUAUGGAUAAAUCAGUUGGAUUACUUGGUUUUUAAAUAGCUAAAAAUGGGGUUGAGAAUUGGACAACAAAUCUUUAUUAAAAAAAUAUUAAAACCGGUGCUUACACAAAUGGGAAACAUACUCUUAAAUAAUAUUUCCAUUCUCUUAGAACAGAUCUUUCCAAACUUUUUAUGUUGGUGACACACUUUUUAUACAUGCAUCAUUUCAUGACGCAGUAAUUCAGUUUUACUAGCAAACUGAAGGUUAAACUAAACCCUUCUUUCCAGCCCUGGGAGGAGUGCAGAAAGCGUUUGUGAGACGUACCUACACACUGCAGCCGACGCACUAACAUGUUGCAACACAGUUUGGAAAGCUCUGUCUUAGAUGAAUACCUCUUCCAAGAUGCCUGCUGUGACUUACAUGUACACAAUCUAUAAACAAAUUAAUAUUUUUGCUUCAGAAAUAUUUACACGCAUGGUUUUCAUAUUUAAAAAAAUCUGGUUGCAACCCUAAUGAUAACUGUUUUGUUACCGAAUUUUAUUGAGUAAUCUGAGAUAUUAGGUGAACUAAUAACACAUUGAAAAUUAGGAUAAGCUGCUAUGAUGUUUACAUGAAAGAAGAAUGGGUGUCUGUCUGAUGUGAACAGUAAAUUAGUACUUUCUGCUGUUUCUGAGUAAUUUUUGUGGAUAAUUCUUUUUAGCUGUGUUCUUUUUGGUCUUCUGUCUUUUUCUCCUUUUCUUAAGUAACAUCAUCUGGUGUUUCCUUUCUUAGGAAGAUUCAGAGAAGGCUAGGGAUUCACACAGGUCCAGCCGGCGGUCAUACCUGGUUUGUACUAACCUAUCAAAUCUGUUUUUCUUCCUUCCUUACUUUUAUCUUUUUUGUUCAUUUUUAAAUGUGGCACUUCAUUUUUAAUUUAAUUUUGUAAUUAGGGUGCUGAUGACUUGGUGUCCACUCGAACUACUGGUAGCCACAGGGUUAGUACUCAUAUUUUGCCUUUGAUCAAGUUCAUAAAACAUUCUUUUAUGCUCAUGCAGAUUGUUUUAUGAUUUCUCAUUUCAACCAAAAUUUUAAUUUUUAUGGAAUUGAUACAGAAUAUUUUAAAGCUGCAAAGAUAACUGGUGGUAUAUUACUAAGUCAUAGUCUGGGUAGACCCAUUGAAAUGGAAGGACUUGAGUUAGUCAUGACUAACAUAAGCCCACUGAUUUCAGUGGAUUCUUUAAUCAAGGUAACUUGCUUUAAAUUAUAUCUGCAUUGGUGCUUACCUGGGUUGCCAUCAUAAUCUCAGCAUUGGGUCUGUAUCCCUAUAGAUUUGUAACACUGGAUGGAAACAGAAACUGAAUCCUCUGGUCAGAAGAACAUUGAAUGCUAGUUUUCUAAGGGUUAGAACAUGAAUGUCAAAGUUGAAUAAAUGUUUCCUUUUUGUCAAUUUAAAAUUAAUAUAGUCAGUGUUAAAUGACUUAGUUAUCAACAGCUAAGGAAAAGAAACUGCACACAUACUUGUCUUUUACAAUUUGGUUCUUAAGAGUACCUCCUUGGAUGCCACUGGGUCACACAGGAGCAGAGCAAGUACUGCCAGGCGAAGAGAUCUUGUGGUGCGUAGUAUUGAUGAGCAUGUUGUGAUUUGUUCACAUAGCACUUUGUGCAUACUGAGGAGGAACACUGGUGGCAAAGGAUGUUAUCUGAUUGUUGCCAGUCGCUUGUGCAGCAGACCUCUGCUGUCACAAACUAAUCUCCCCCUUCCUCGCCUCCCCCUGAAGCCCCCCCAUCUCUUUCAGAGGACCCCAACCUUCCAGCCAACAUGAAGAGGCUGGGAAAUGCAGAGGGGAGGGGAGCAGAGAAGGGAAAAUCCUGGUACAGUGUUGGACGACCCCCCUCAAUAUUUCAGUUUUAAUAAAACAUUUGAACUUAGAAGUUCAAGACAUUUAACUUUAAGUGAGCCCUGGGUGGGGGCAAGAGAAAUGGGAGACAAAAACGUGAGAUGGCUUUAGGCUGGCUGAAACACUUCCAUUUGUACAGGGCAAGACACCCCAAUUUUCAAUUCUUCUACCAAUUGCAGUCCUCCAUGACAUUUCCCAUACUAUUCCAGAGAGCCCUUUGCAAGUAGUAGCAAUUCCACUAGCUUAAAGCCAGUAUUACACAAAACCACAUAUUUUUGUCUAAAUUUCAUCAUAUUUUUGGAGGCCUAUUGCAAAUUGCAUUAUGUAUAGAACAUCUGUAAAAUAGCAGUGUGUGAGGGAGAAUAGAAAUGGGAACACAUCUUUAUCUCUGCCUACUAAUUUUAAUUAUGCUUAAUGGCUUGUAUUUGUGAGAGGUUGUUUUGUUUCAGCUCUUGUGUUUGUGUUCAGACUUGUAUCACUUCUGCCAAUGGCUUUCUGCAUAUCAUUAAAAAGAAUGAAAACUAAUGUCAUCUGUGAUUUCUCUGUUUACACCCUGUGGUGAAUCAUGUAAAUGCAUGUCAAAGCAAAGUUCUGAGCAAUGCAAAAAUAGUAAAAUAAAUAAAUUCAGUAUGUUGCCGUGUUCAAGUCUAAUCUAUAUGCUGUUUCUGCCAAACCAGUUUGUUCAAUUUCCUUUUCUUUUUUCUCAUUGGAUAGAUCAGUGGUUAAUAAAGUUUCAUUUUACAUUGUUUUUGAACUAUCACAUGGUGGUUUAGCAUUGUUUCUGUGGAUACUACUACUCCUUGAUGGUAACUUUCUAAAUCUUUACUCAACAGAGCCAUGCUCAUGGAGACUCUUAUGGUGGGAAGAAGUCUUCUAGCUCUAAUAAAGAUCUUUUGGUUAGUGUUUUCAAUUAGGGAAUUGAUAUAAUUUUACCUCUUCAUGGUUUCUCUAUACAAUAUUCCCCCACAUAUAUUUGGUAUAUUGGUUGUAUAAGGUACUUCAUCUAAGUUAAAAAGAGAUCUUGCUUACGGUACAGACUCUUUCCCAGCAUUAUGCAAUGGAAGCAUGAAAAGUCAGAAGCGACAGGGUGCUUGACCCCAGGAAUGGUAAAGAACUUUACCUACUAGGCUAACUUCUCUCCACCUGGAUUUUUUUUUCUGUUAUCCCUUUUCGAGGUUUUUCUGAAAUGUUUUGAAUUAUUGACCUUCAUGUUGCCCUCAUGAAAGUAAAGUGUUGUUUCUAGUUCUGUAUCUGUUCUCAGUGGGCACAGGAAUCUGUUAAGCCCCCCAGUAAUGAGUGCUUCAGAUUCCAUUGAGGAACAGCCUAUAUAAGGUUAGAUAUUUGAAUUGAAGUAAACAUAUGAAACCACUUAAAUGAAUUAUUGCAACACAGUUUAAAUGUCUGGAUUUCUAGAAAACAUUUGUACACAGUUUGAGAACACUUACGUUUGGAGACUUUUAGGACAAACAAGUUUGUAGACAAUUUGUUUUAUGGAUGAUCACUGAUUAUAAAGCUUGGCUUCUCAUGGAGCAGGCAUAAGUUGCUAUUUAGUCUUGUAAGAACCUUGCAAUAAGUAGUUCUACUUUAAUUCUAAUUAAACGAUGUUUUCAGUACUUCUGGCCACAUUCAUGCAUUGUACUAAACCAUGGUUUAGUGUGAUCAUCAUUGCGGGAGGUCCGGAGGACGGCAACACAAAAAUGGGCCUUUUCUGCUGUAGCUUCCUGUUUAUAGAAUGCUCUUUUCAGAGAAGCUCUCCUGGUCCCUUUAUUACACAUCUUUAGGUGUAAAGCAAAAACAUCCCUCAUCUCCCAAGGCCUUUGGCUAUUUAAACAGUCCAUGGCCUUUUAAACUGUGGGGAGUGAGUACUGUUUUUGCUUGUUACUAUAGUUUGUUUGUUUGCUUUUUUGUUUCUAUAUUGCAAACUGCCCUGUGCUUCUUGGAUGAAGGGCAGUAUAGAAAUUUAAUAAUAAUUAAAAAAAUAAGACAUCCAUGAAGAGGGAGGCAAAUGAAGAGGGAGGCAGUUUUUGACAAGUUCCCAAACCCCUCCAGAACAGAUUUAGGGAGGUAUGGUGGUUGAGCAUUAGGGGAAGGGGAAAUUGCCAGCUUCCCCAUUUUUCUGUCAGAUGCCCAACUUUAGUGGAGGGGACACAAGUGGAUAUCAUUCUAGUCCACUCUUUUAAAAAAGGGAUAAUAAUAGUACAGUCCAAUAUAAACAUUUAGCUGCUUUCAUUUGGUAAAGGCAUCUGGCCCUAAAAACUGUGUACAGUAUGAGGCUCAUUGUGUGACAUAGAGCACGUUGAUAUAUAAACAGCUGCUUGCUCAUCCAAAAUUCAAUAUAUAUUGGUGCUUCAGAGCACCACAACUUAUCAUAUGACUUGAAUACUCCAGUAAAUACCAAUAUUUCUUUACAUGUUUGAGUUUGAAUACUUUUUUCAACUUUGUAAUAUAUUUUUGGCAGAGUGGAUUUUACCAUGACCAACGAAACUACAGCAGCCUUAGGCAUAGCAAACCACUUUCUACCUACCAUCCUCGGGUUUGUGUAACUUAUUUUAUUUUACUAAACAGUCUUAUUUAGACAUGAGUUAUUGCAAUGUUAGCUGCCAUGCUCUAGUCUAACAGAAAAGCGCUGCUUGAUUUUUGGUGUUUGGAUUAACAACUCAAUUUUGAGGACGCAUGUGAUUUCCAAAUCUACUGCUCUCUUUUGUUUUACAUACAUUAUUGCUAUGAGAAUCAAAUUAUGGGUUAGAAGUAAUGCUAGGCGGUUGAUUUCUGGCUUGCGUCCACUAAACCUUUUCUGAUGUAACUGUUUUUAACUAAUGUAUAUGUUGCCACAUUGCAGUUGACAAAUUUUGGAAUUCUGGGUAACCAUUCUAAAGCUAUUUGUGCUGAAAAUUCAUUAAAUUAAAAAGUGGAGACUAAUGGAAUGUUUGGUCUGAUGACAUCCUGCUAGUUUUGAAUUCCCUUUCACUUUGUUUUGUCACUUUAUGAAAAUACUAACAUGCAUUUUAUGGACAAUGUUUCAUUUGUGUGGUAUUAAAUGUAAUACAAUGUCUUAUUUUUGUCACAGUCAUCUUCUCUAUACAGUGAUCCUUUGGCAACAACUAAGAAUUACAGGGUUAGUAGUGUGUGAUAGAAUAGUCUACAUUUAGGAAUUAUAAGGUUCUGUAAAUCUAAAAACAAUGCUCUCCUCUAUAGGUGUCUCCAGAUGUAAACACUGGUUUGAUAAGAAGUGCCAGUUUGGUUCGUAUGCAGAUCUGCAUGGUUGUCUUAAGCUUGCAUUCUGUGGGUACUUUGGCUUGAAAACAUUGUGUGUUCUACUCCAGAAAACAUUAGGUUAAGCAUGCAAGAAUAUUAGGAUGGAGAAUAUCUGAAAAUCAUAUUGAAGGAAGGAAAAGCUUGUGUGCAGUGUAGGUUUUCAAAUCUCAGAUCAUGCCUUUCUGUCAGUGGCAAAUUGUACAGGAUAGUAGUUGUCCUGCAAAUACACAGAGGUCUUAGCCAUGAUCAGUGCAUGUAUACCAGCCAUUUCAGUUCAUUUGGGAUCAUCAAAAAAGUUAACUCUAGACAACCAUCACAUAGACAUCAAUCCUGGACAUUGUAUUAAAAUAAUGUGAAAAUUUGUAUUUUACAAAGUACAAAGCAAAGAGCUCUAUCCACCAAGAAUUUAUUUUAGAAGUUUCAAUGUAUGUUUUGGAAAAACACUAAAAUAUAUUGUGGCUGAAACAGUGAACAAGCCUUCCCUAGUAAUUAUCUGCUGUUAUGUGGAGCAUUUACUAACAUUCUGUCUGCUGUGGAUAAUUGUCAGCAUCAGUCCUGCUUUUGAGCUGAAACUCAAGAUCAGUCAGGUUAAUAUCCUUCACACAGGCCUUUGAGAAACUGCAUGGAUAAGGUCAAAAGACCGAGGACUGUAAAGCUCACCAGGAAGUUUCAGGAUUAAGCAAGUUAACAGUUAGGAAUGCAGGGUAGCCAAAAAAAGAAAAAGGAGAAAAUAGACGGAAAAAUAAGUAUCUUAUGAAAAUAUUAUACAACUAGUAGAAUUGCCAAAGGUUUUUUUUAACUGGACCUCUCCAGUGCCUCUAAAGGAAACCUGUUAUUCAUAAAUGUAAGAAGAGAAGGCUUUCUGGAGAUGAAAAUAAAUGGAAAAUGCUUCAUUUGCUAGAUUUCUGUACCUGGUUGCUGUCAGAGGAGUAGGGAAAGUAAUAAAAAUGUGCAACAUGAGAAACCGGAUGAUGAAGAAAGGAGAGGCGCAAACAACUGGGAAAAAUCUUGUAUGGCCUAAGGUAGUUGACUGGAGUGGGAGUGAAAUGCUGAAAAAUGUAUUUCUGCAAAUCAUUGCCAGAAAACUUGCUUCUGUCAACUUACAUCCACUUGCUCCAUGUGGCUGCAUCCAAACCAUGUGGAGUAUAUUGCUUAAAACAAGCAAUGCCAUUGGUCAUGGAAUUCUGGAGUAUCAAACCUCUGCUGUACUGCCUGCCUUUCUGGAGGCAAGUAGUAAACUGAAGAUAAUAGGAAGGUGUUAGAGAAAAUUAAGCUGCCCUGGUUGUAAUGAGGAAUAUUCCUCUCAUCUAAAGACUAGUACAGGUAACUUUCAACUUAUGCACAUUUAACUUGUGCACAUUUAGCUUUAUGCAUGUGGCAAAAAGUAAAAAUAAAAGGGGCAGAAAGGAGAUAGGCAUCAGGGAAAAAGACUUCGGCAGUCCUAUCUGCCAUUGAACCCAAUGUGUUUUGGCUGUAUGUGCUAUCUCUGGAACCUAACCCCAUGUAAGCUGAGAGUUGCCUGCAGUUGUGAAGGAACCACAGAAGAAAAGAUCAAACCCUAGUGCUAUUUUUCUGUAGCGCAGCAUGAAAUCUACAGUGUUUCUGCUUCUUAAAAAUCAGACAAGCUUCUGGUUAUUGGUAAACUUUGACAUUGCAUGGGAAACAGAUUGCUAGUGCUUGAGCUUGUAUAUUAAAUUCACAAACUUUGUAGAAAAAGCUGCUUUUGGCUGCAGAAUCUUCAGAGGUUUUCAGCAAGUGGAUAGAUGCUUUAGGUAUUUGUGCUGUUUUACAAUGGUGGGUUAGGUUAGAACAAUUGCAUCUCUGAAGGUGGAUUAACUGGAUGAUUUCUUGCUUAAAACUACAACAACCAAUUCCUAUGUUUGCAGCAGUGCUUAGAACUUUAUAGCUUUGGGCUGGCAAGAACCCUUGAAAAAUGGAAGCUGAAAGAAAUAACCUAUUCAAUUGUAUAUGUCAAAGAACAUGGAAAUAUUAUUGCUACCAUAUAGUAAAUAUUCCAAGCAAUAUUUUAAAUGUGCUUGCAGGGUUAGAAUUUAAUAAUAUUAUGCUUCAGAAAAAUACAGUUUUUAGUGAAGGAAGCAUGUGUACUUCUGCUAAUGGUGAUGUUUGUCUGCAUAGCAACAAUGCUUACAGGCCACAUGAAUACUCUUCAUUAUUCUGCAAUACUGUAAAUGCAAACACCAUUUUCUCUGAUCUUUUAGGCAUCGUUAAGUGGUGAUGGAUUCUAUAACCCAUAUAGUUAUCGUACAGUAAGUCUGCAGGGCUUUCUUUUGGUUUUUUACAAAAUACUUUUCUGUGAAGAUAAGUAGCUGAGAAACCAAAUAUUUUCCUUCCCUUUGCAACCUUGUUUUUAGCCUUCAGAAUACAGUUGUUACUCUUCAAGAGCAAGUUCAGCACGAAGUAGUCCAGUGGUGAGAAGUUUUCUGCACACAUUAAAGUUUUUCAACUUUAACUAAUGUUCUUCACUUUAACCAUUUGCGUGAAUCACCUUACUCAUAAAUGCAUGGGUUGUGGAGUUUAAUUGACUUGACGGAAGCAAGAUAUUAAAAGGUUAAUCAGAAAUAUAAGGGCUUUUUUUCUGGCGUCAUUCAGUGAUUUUAUAUUAUUAUUUAGUUCUGUAUAUUAUGUCUUUGAAUGUGGAAUAUGAAAAAUUCAUAUACCUCAGCAGGAUGCCUCUCAGAAUUACCAUAAUGCUAUGGGGGGUCGGGGAGGAAGAGCACAGUUUAAUGUGUUUCAGUACAACUGUUGAAGCCGACACAGCCUACCAUGUCUUCUACCUGUAUCCUCUUAGUUCUUCAGUCUGUUUGCUAGGAGAUCUAUGGUGACCAAAAAGAGCAUUUCAGCCUCUCAGUUAAGCACUGUCCCUUUGUCAGUGUAGGGCAGGAAUAAGAAACUAGAUCCUUCCAGGCCCACUCCUCUGUAGGCCAACUUUGACAUGUGAGUGGGACCACACUUUUGACAUAAUAAUGUCAGGUGAUUGAUGUCAAAAUUUGAAGGGGCUGCUGUACCUGCUGAUCAGACUUGUAGGGAGACAGCCCUUCUGAAGUCUACAGAGGGGGAAAUGCUACUCUUUGCAGAGAAAUGGAUUAAAAGUUUGGCUUAGUGAAUCUGACCCAAUUUUAUUUUCUGGACUGCACUUUGAAGGCCCCAACAACCAGCUGAUAGUUGCUGGUGCAGAACUGUCUUCAGUCACUGACAAACAGCCGAUUGUUGAUGCUUGCAGAAAGCUCGGCUGUACUUUUGAAGCCCUGACAAUCAGCAUGUGCUUGCAAACCCCCCCCCCCUUCUCAUAACUUACAACUGAUGUAAUAUAUGAUGUCAAGUGUAGUACAGGUGGCUGUGGCAUGGCCCAAAUGAGGAGGCCUGGUGGGUCUUAGUAGGCUCAAGGAGCAGUGGUUCCCCAGAGGCCUAGGUGAGAAUAUGGAAAGUGUGCUAGGGCUUCAUAAUCCUUCUAAUGCUUUGGCUUCCCAUUAUAUCUAAUUGGAAUCUAUCGUUGCCUGGAUGCAGCAUCUGUGCAGGGAAUGACCAAAGUGUUUAAUUGUCAACAAUUUACACUACCUAUGACUUUCCACUUUGUCAGGCAGAAGUGAAUCCCUGGGGCCUUCCAGUAUUUUGGUCAUUUUGAAUUGUGUCAAGCUUGAUGAUCUUUGGAGUUCAUGAUUCUGAGAGCUUUAUUAUGACUCCUGCUUUGGAUUUGACACCCAAAAGGCAGAUUACUUAUUUUUAAAAUGUGAAUUAGUUUUAAUCUUUAUGACUUAUUGUACUUAAUUCUUGGUGACUUGGGCCAUAGAAAUAGGGAACAGGAUUAGCAAAACAUGUCCCCAAAUUAACCCUUCCACUUUUUAUUUGUGUUCUAAGCAAAUAUCUUUCAUAUGCCGUAUUCCUAUCAGUGAAAAUAAAAGCAAAUGGAGAUUCUGUGGGCAAAACUUGUGCUUUACCUGAAGAUUGUGUAGUUCAGCUCCCACUGACUGUGAUUCUGCUGGGGCCUAAUGUGUUUGCACAGCGUUGCACUGCUUACUCCCCCUUGGAUCCUUAUGCUACCCUCCACAUGCCUUCCCACUUGUCCCAAAGACAAGCAUUUCGCUAUCAAUAGCGGUGUCCUCAAGGCAGCAUGAAAAUACUAAAAAAAAUUCUCAGCAUGUUGCAUUGGUUUGCACAUUUUUAGUAAGCAUAUGAGUCAUUAACACUGAAUGUUACUUAAUCCAAACAAACGUUUAUCCAACAGUAAGUUAGUUAAUUACUUGUCUUUGAACUUUAUAGUUUACAGAUGAUGAAGCAGGGAGCAUUGCAUCCUCUGAUCGUGCUGUUCGAGGCAGGAGGGAUAGUGCGGUGAGCAGGGCUGUCUGGUUGUGCUUUUUGUUCUGCUUUUAUGAACUCUGUUGCAUGAAGUACCACAGGUCCUAGAGUGAGAUGAGUAGGCUAGGUGUCACUUUUCACGUUGUGUGCUUAUAUCAGCUGGAAGCAGUCACGUUCUGUUUUAUUAUCUCUUAAGGCUGAAUUGCAUGCUGCUGUUUGGGCCAAGGCAUGCCCAAGUCACAGGUGUCAUGGGCCAAAUAGGAAGACUUGGUGGACCUAAUUAGGCCUGUUGGCGGGGGGUUCCCCACCGCUGUUCUAGAACCUGCAGAAUCCUCUUGAACCCAGGCUGGAACCCCAUCUCUGUAAUGGUUUUUAUUUUUUAUUAAAAUUUAUAUACUGUUUAAUUGUUAAACAACAAAAACAAAGCAAAACCCUCAAAGUGGUUUACAAAAACUUAAAGAGGUUUAUUGUGAAAUGACUUUGAGAUAUUUUAUGGGAAGUGAGAUAUGAAUGAAAAUAAUCAUCUUGCAGCUGGCCAAUGUGCUACCCUUCAGAUGCUGUUUAACUAUAAAUCCCACAACCUCAGCCACUGAUGCCUGUGGUCAGGGAUAAUGGGAACUGUAGAUUCACAACAUCUGAGGUUUCACACUAGUUACUCCUGUGUUCCUUUACUUUCCUUCCAUAUCUUAAAGUAAUAAAUUUACCAAGGGAAUAUUUUGGUUAAGAUGCCUUUCUCAGUACUGGAUAAACUGAUUCAAGUUGAAGUAAAAAAUUAUUAAUAUUGACCACUCCUUCACAACCUCCUAUAAACUUCACUAAAGGCAUCAGUUUUACCUUUAUAUAGAGUAUUCCAAAGGGUCAUGAUACAGUGGUGCCCCGCAAGACGAAUGCCUCGCAAGACGGAAAAACCGCUAGACGAAAGGGUUUUCCGUUUUGGAGUUGCUUCGCAGGACGAAUUCCCCUAUGGGCUUGCUUCGCAAGACGAAAAUGUCUUGCGAGUCUAGAGAUUUUUUUUUCGCUUUUCCCCCCCUUUAUCUAAUCUGCUAAGCCUUUAAUAGCCUUUAAUAGCCUUUUAGCAGCUAAUCCCUAAGCCUUUAAGCCUUUAAUAGCCGCUAAACCGCUAAUAGCGCUAAUAGCGCUAAUCCGUCAAUGGGCUUGCUUCGCAAGACGAAAAAACCGCUAGACGAAGACUCUCGCGGAACGGAUUAAUUUCGUCUUGCGAGGCACCACUGUACUUCCUAUAUCAAAAUGAUAUCAUCUAAAAAAUUGAUGGUGUCUGAUACGGCAGUGGCAUUUCCCAUAAUAAUUUGGAACUCUCUUGGUAUACUGAAUAGUUACUCAAUAUACUAUUCCUGUGUAGUGGAAACACAUGAUUCAAAACCUGCAUAUUUUGUAAUGUGUCUUAUAAUUAGUUCUCUAACAAUAGACUUUUUGUACUGAAGGUAAAUGUGUGAGAUAGUCCCUUUUCUUCAGUUUGUCUGCAGUAGCAAAAUCUGAAAAAAUACUGUUCAAGGCACACAUAAGUGUGAUAGUAAAUUCAAACUAAAUUAUUAUUUGUAUGUGUAUGGCUUAAAAAACAUUCAUUGAGCAAGGGUAAAAAGAAUUAUUGUGGGAAGGGAGAUGUAACCUGGAGAGUUGUAUGAAAUAAACAGUGACUAUUAAGGCAUAAGGAGGACAAACACGAUAAAUCAAAACUUUAUUUCCCUAGGCAAUUAAAUGUUUAGUUUAAGGAUAAAAUUUAUAAUCCUGAAUAUCUCAACAUGAAUUGUUUAUAAAUAUCUUGCUGUUGAUUAUACUAACAAAAAACACUAGCUUAAUACUCAGCAGCCUUCUUAAAAUGCAGCUGAAUGUGACAAUGAGAUACCAGCUUUAAAUGUAUUGCUCCAAUGAGAACUAUAUUCUUCUUCCACCCUACGCUUUCAGGCUAGGAAGGUGUUUUGAAGACUAGUAGGCAGGACCAAUAGAUGCUGGAGCAGGUGCAAUGUGAGUUAAUUAGGUUUGUAAUGGCAUAGGUUUGAUGCCCAAGGAAAGGAUAAAAGCAAUUAGGGUGUGUGAGAAAGAAGGCUUAUGACCCUGUCCAGAUUCUGUAAUGAUACCAUUCUCUUUUUAUCCUUUAAAACUCUGAAGCUGAUGAGAUUGAAAAUUAAUUCAUACCUGUGAUAGUACGAUCAAAUUCCAUCAUGUUCUCGUCCCAAAUGUCCUCAGGUUGCCAUCUGCUUGAAACUACAUAAGGAGUUAAUCUCAUGUGAAACAAAUAUAUGUGAAUGCAUGGAGUUGUGAGAAGGUUGGUGAUUGUGAUUAAGCUGUUGUUCAGUGUGAAAUCCCUGGGUUCCACAGAACAGAAUUUGAAAACCACAAGAAUAAAAAUAAAAUAAAAUAUAAAUGUCCUUAAGGUUUUCCCAGUCAGAAAGGAGAGAGAGCUCACUCUUCAAAGGAAAAUCUCAUCUAAAACAAUUUUGGCAAAUAAGGUUAACAUGCCCACAUUUUAUUUCAUGUAUCUGAAAUGUAUUAUUCUAUCAUUUUUCUCUCCAUCUGUUGUGUUUGUCAUCAAAGUCAACUGAUUUUUCUGAUCAUAGUGAAACUGCAGCUGAUUAUUUUAGCCGCUCUAAUCGUAGGGGAAGCAUUGUUUCUGACUUGGAUGAUGUCAGCAUUCCAGACAUGAACAGUGUGAGUGUUUGAUAAUGUGCUGAUGUCAUCACUAUAGGUUUACUAAUGACUGUCCUUUUUCUUUGGGAAACGUAUUAAUAUUCUAGUAAUGCUUGCUGGUUUUAGUAUAAAAUGUUGCUAACAGUGCAGAAUAUUACAUAUAUAAGACUUAUUUAAAAUAUAGAAUCCAACUUGCAUGGUGUUCAUCUUUUAAAAAGAAACCUCCAGCUAACUUGAUUGUGUUGCAGAGUGUUUAACUUUAAUAUCUGUAUACCAAUGUCUAAAUUUGCAUGCAAAACUGUUCUUAAUUGUAGAUUGUCUUAUUUACAUACAUUUCUUGAAACCUUUGUAAAUAGUACUGUAAUUUUUUAAUGGCACUGAAUAUAAUUGUAUAUAUUCAAAUUCCAAUAACAAGUUGUCUGAUGCUAUGUUACAGACAUACAUGAUAUUCAUUACAACCUUAUAAAUGACCGCAUGGUUUAAAAACAACAGCAGAAAUUCAACUGUAGUGUUCAGAGUAUGGUUCCUGCUUGUCAGUUCAUUUGCAUUUGGAUCACAAAAUAUAUCUCUAAAGAGAUUUCUGUAAAUUCAAACUUCUAUGCAACCUGGUUUUCAUUUAUUAUGGUACAUGCGCCUCCCCUUGAUAGGUUUCUGUAGGGAAGAAGGUGCACAACAUUGUAUUUAAUGGACUGAAUCAUAGCCAAAAAUUGAUAAAGGCAUCAGUUCAAGGCUAUGCUUCUCAGGUGUGACUUCAGCUGAGCCUUCCUCUUCCUCUAUACCAACUGCCAUCAAAGGAAGGGGAAGCAGCACUUAGACACCCCUCCGUCAUGCCUAGAUGCAGCUACUGCAGUGAACCCCUACUAUGUACAUGAAGCUAAGUUAUCCUGUUAUGUAUUUAAACUAAUGUUUUCUAAGAUGCCUUAGGAAGGCUUUGCUCUGAAAGGUGUCAUAAAAGUACUUAGAAUGAAUAAAAUAAUAUAUAUAGGGCAAAUGUUGACACAACACUCUGAUAAUUUACUCAAAUGUUUACUCCAUACUUUGGCACUUGAAACUCUGAUUGUUGUUAAUGAAACCUGAUUAGCAUUGAUUGUGGUUGAGCUCAGGGCUUAAUUCCUUAAUGGUGAUUAAGGCUAGGUUGGUAGGGCGAAUUUGUGCAUGAGAAGGGAAGGACUGGAAUGAGAAAGGACAUUCUCUGAUCUGCUUCUGAUCUCAAGAAUCCCGGUUCUUCCUCUUGUUUAUAAACUACCUCUUAAAGGAGCUGGGAGAAGACUGAUGUUGUCUGAGAAAGUGAAAAACCAGAUCCUCUGACUAAUUUAAUCAAGCUGGCAUAGGAAACCAGAUGGUGCAAGAGAACGUCUGCUAGUACCUCCCCCCAAAGAAAAUGACAGACAUAUAUCAGUUAGAUUCAUGAUACCUGCGAUAAAGUGAGAUGAUAAAUCAUUCACCAGUCAUGGCCUAGCAUCUGCUAUUGCUCAUACAUAAUUGUAAAUCCUGGCUAGGAUCAAGAGAGCUUUGUGCACUGUGCUUCUGAUUCUCUUUCACUUUCUCUCUCUCAUCCUUCUCCCCCUCCUUCCCUCCGCCCUCUCCUCCCCUGCUUUUCUGGUAGCAGUUGACAUUCAUGAAAUGGCCACUUCAGUGACAGCUUUUGGGAAAGCAUUGAAGUGGGAGGCUUAAGAGGGCUUGUGUGUGUGUGUGUGUGUGUGUGUGGUCCUUCAGAUCACAGAUGUGGAACAAUGGUUCCCCAAAUGUUACACUGCAGCUCCCAUCAGUCCGCAAGGGCAAUGGUCAGGAAUGAUGGGAGUUGCAGUAUCAUCCCUUCUUAAAUCCUGGUCUGUCUUUGCAUAAAAUAUCCAAGGCAGCUAUAAUAGGUACACUGGCUUUUGGGCAAAUGAUUCAAACUCUUGUGCUAAACGAUGGUUUGCAAAGGCAAAUAUGUUUUCAUUUGUUCAGAAUGUAAUGUAUAUCUAAUUCUGGGAAUUAGCUGCAAAUUUAGUGAUAAGUAUAUACGGAUAAUUUCAUUUUGUUGGUUAUCCUCAGCCAUUCUUUCAGUCAUAAUGACCUCAUCCAGAUGUCCACCACUGUAAAAAGAAAACCCCACUUUCUUUGUAUUUAUUAGACUGACUAUUGCGUAAGCUCACUGGAAAGGUAUUUACAAAAGCCAUAAAUCACAUUCUAAUUCUUUUGGAGAUUUUGUUCCACAACUGAAAGUUUGACUGCAAACGCCAUUUUUAGAGAUGAAGUGACAUUGAGUGGUUGGUUACAAUUGCUAGCUAUUAGUUUGGUUCCCUAUGUUUCCAGCACCUAGGGAUUCAAGAAAUUGGAUAAAUACUUUGAGAUACCGUUAACAUUCUGUUGGCUAUAGAAACUGGAGAUGCAGUCGCUACAGUCAUUCAAAAUGCAUCAUAGCAUGCUAGAUGUGGAGAAAUAGACAUUCCAACCUGACCAGCUCAGCGUUACAAGAAAAUGACAUAUUCUUGCAGCCUGCCAGUAAUACCUGUUAGCCUUGAUAGUUCAGUUAACUUGCGUGAUAGUAUUUGCUGCCCUGGGCUCCUUUAGAAAGCAGAGAAAGAAUGAACUUUUGAUAAUGAUAAUAAAUAUUUGAACAUGUGAAGAAAAUUUGUGGAGCUAAAUCAUAAUGUUUUGCUUCAUAACUUUCUAAGAGGGUUAAAACCUUUUUAAAAACGAAAGCUUAGAGUCAGAGGUCUCUGUUGAGGCUUUUGAUGAAGGCUUUUGCAGGUGCCAUUGUGCCUCUGGGUGCUGCGUUAGCAAUCCCUGAACUAGAGGAUCAUGAAUUAAAACCAUAUGCCACAAAACAGUUUUUCAUAAGUUAUGUUUCCUGUUUAUAAUGCGUACAACAGAUUACAAAUGAAAUAGCAUUGUCUGUAUUGUCUGUCUUGGUGGCAACUGCAAAUAAUGAAAAACUAUUCUCAACCCAUUUACUACUAAACUUUUAUUUUGGAAAGCAGAAAUGGAGAAAAAUGUUCGCAGAUGAGUAAAGCUCAAUGUUUAAAAUAUAUUACUUAGUGAAUUUCCAGUAGUCAAUACACUUCAUUUAAAAAACACACAAGCAUUACUGAAAUUACAUUCAUCAAAUUUACUUUCUGUGCUUGGCUUGACAAAAGGCUAACCUAAGAAGCAACUUGUUGUCAAUAAGGCAUUGUGUUAAUUUGUAGGGCUGAUACUACCUUGUGCAGAGCUGUUGAUUCUGAAGUUUUGUUAAAUGCAAAUGCAAUAUUCAGGUGGAGGAAAAGGAAGAAGGAAACUUUCAUUGUAUAAUACUGUUUCAGCUUUGUGUUGACAUGGAUGAAAAAGGGAUCUCAGUAAUUCAGAUUUCUAAUACAAAGAAAUGGUUCAAAUUUAAUAUUAACACUUUUAUUUUUUUCCAGCUGGAAGAAAAGAGUGACAGGCCAUAUUCUGACUUGUAUACAAGGGUGAGUGUUUAAAGAGAUUUGGACAACUUUAAAACAUAUCAAAGUCUGCAUACUGGUGCCAAUUCAAAAAAGCAUGGUAGGAUAUCGGGAGAUUCUCCAGCUUCUUGUGUGUUGCUGAUUGUCUUCAUUAUACUUUUUCAACUGUUUGUUUGACAGAAUAUGGUGUAGAUCAUCUACUUCAGCUGUGAUCAUUGGGUCUGAUGGGAUUUGCAGUCCAAAAUAUCUAGAGGGCACCAGACUGGAGAAGAUUACAAAUAAUGUUAUGCCAGAUCUAUAACCCAUUUGUCUAAUAAUAAUAUAUAUUAUUUAUACCCCACCCAUCUGGCUGGGUUUCCCCAGCCACUCUGGGUGGCUUCCAACAAAAGUAUCUUGUAAGAAGAUAAUUUUAAAAUAAGUUCUACUCCUGUAAGAGCUGUUUGAUGAAAAAGAAUAUUUGAAUAGACUGAACUACCGUAUUUUUCGCCCUAUAGGACGCACCGUCCCAUAAGGCGCACCUAGUUUUUUGAGGGGGAAAUAAAGGAAACAAUUUUUAUUUUCCCCCCAGGCGUGGGGCUGGGGUGGGGGAAGCCCAAGCUUCCCCAGCCCCCAGAACAGGCAACUCUCCGCAAGCCGCGGGAGCCCAGUGCAGGGCUUCCGCGCCUUGCCGAGAGCAGCGCGAAGUCUGGGCGCGCUGAGCUCAGCACGCCCAGUCUUCGGCACGCAGGCAACUCUCCGCAAGCUGCGGGAGCCCAGCGCGGGCUCCCACGGCUUACGGAGAUCUGCGCAAAGCCUGGAGAGCGAGAGGGGGCGGUGCGCACCGACCCCUCUCGCUCUCCAGGCUUCAGCGAAAGCCUGCAUUCGCCCCAUAGGACGCACACACAUUUCCCCUUCCUUUUUGGAGGGGAAAAAGUGCAUCCUAUGGGGCGAAAAAUGCGGUAUAUGGGGACUUAGAAAAGUUUAUCAAUCUUUUCAAGGAAAUAUAUUACAGUAUUUGGAAGUUUUUAGUACAGGCACCUCCUCGUUUACACAGGGGUUACGUUCCCAUGUACCGCACUUAUACGUGAAAUUGUGUAUAGUGGGGAACGCCAUCUAAAACGCCUGUAAACACCUUCUAAACCUCUGGAAACCCUUGAAAAAACAAACAGCACUUCUCAGACUGGCAUGAAUGGUGGCAGUGAUGGCUCUCAGUCUUCCUCAUCACUGAAGGAUAAUGCAGAAACAACGACAAAGGGGGUAAAUCAGUACCUCAAAGUAUCUGGCUUGCAAUUGCAAGGGCUCUUGGGAUUGCUAGUUGUUUUCCUGCUCUUUUCAUGCCAUUUUUGCAGUUUUCCUCUUUUUGUGCCAUUUUUGCGCCUUUCCAGUUUAAUUUGAUUUAUUUAAUUAUUUCCUGGUGCCACACAUAGACACGGUCAUACGCAACUCAAACGUGCACAAGUGGGGAGACACUUGAAUGUUGAAAUCUGAACUUCAUAGUGUAUUGAGGAAAGAUCUUGAAAUGUAUGGGAGUUUUCAUGCCAUGUUUUUCUUUCUUUAGCCAGCGUCUCGCAAUUCAGCGACUCCUUUGAGUGGAAACUCAUCUAGACGAGGAAGUGGAGAUACUAGCAGUCUAGUGGAUCCUGAUACCUCCUUAAGUGAAUUGCGGGUGAGCAGACUUUCAUUGGCUAAAAAUAAAAGGUUAUCCUCCUUCAUUUGGAGAGGAAGAAAUGGACAUUGAAUAAGACUACAAGACAGAAUCAAAGCACCUUUUAAAAAGCAAUCAGGGGUUUGGGUUUUUAAAUUUUCCUUUGAUUACAAAAUGCUUGCUGCGGGACUGUGUGGGAUAAAAAAUUAAUAACAUACCAGGCACUUUGGUUUAUAUGUAACACUGUGCCAAUGCUGUUUGAAAAAGAAACUAAACUCCGCAGCAGUCUUACUCUUGGUUACAUGGGAAAAGAAGAGGGGGAGGCAAGGAGGAGCACGUCCGGCACAUUGCUCAAGCUUGUGGAGAUUUCAUCUGUGUAAUUAGUGCUAAAUGUAGCAGUUUAGCAUUUAAAACAUCACCUAUUGAUCAGGCUUCUUAUUCUUAACCAUCCCUUAGCAGUCUGUGAAAGAAGUAGGGAAUUAUGUGUACUGUUUAGAACUGGCUGUAAUUGUUUAGCUGUAAAGAUUUUAGUUCAUAUUAAUGGGUAUAUUUUUUUCAGUAUAGUAUCCAAGAUAAGAUUGUGAUGCCUUUUAUAUGUAUGUUUCAAAUUAGAUUGUGUGAUACUUUGAGGGCGUGAAGUUUCAGUAAUAAAACAUUUCAGUUUACAAACAUUAUACAUUAUUUCCCCCCGUUUUUUUAGCUUUAUAGAAAGCACUGAAUUAAAAAUGCACAUAUGUCAGUCAAGUUAGAAAAUUAAGAAUACAGCAGUAAUUUAAUUUGUUCAAGUGAAACACACACUAAUCUAAAUUCCUGGGCUUUAAGCACAGAGUUCAACAGUAAGUUCUUUGCAAUGUUCUUAUGCAAUGGUUCAUUCCUAUGUCCUGCAGGAUAUCUAUGAUCUUAAGGACCAGAUACAAGAUGUAGAAGGGAGAUACAUGCAGGGACUUAAAGAACUAAAGGUAUAGCAGGGUUUCUCCCAAGCAUGCAUUCUCUAUGGUAAUAUGUCAGCAAUUAAGUUUUUGCCAGUUUCACUAACAGAGCUUUACUAACACCUCACUUUUUAAAAGUUCUUGCCUAACAUACCAACUAAAAAUUGGUUCAUAUUUUAAUAUAUAUAUAUCUGCCAAUGAAUUUUUUCCUUAUGUUUAAGUGCUUAAUGUGUUAUGUGAAAAGGCAGUGAACUUUCCGUUCCACUGAAGUAAAUAAUAUAGGAAGUUUAGCAGAUGCUUUUGUAUUAUUUGCAGAUCCUUUUUUUUCCUUUUAAUUAGCAACUGGAUAUUACCAAUAGUAUGAUUAGGGAUGGGGGGCACAGCUGAGUUUCAAAAUAAUAAUAUUGGACCAGAAAUUUAUUCCAAGAAAUAAUUAAACUCCCACUUUCAUAGACUGUAAAAACAUGUAAAAGUACGAUUUAUUGUUUUAUUUUUUGGCAUGCUAAAAACAAACACAGAAAACUUUGGUAUGAUCCACUGAGACACAUAUAAUCUAUAUAUCUUUUUGCCUCACGUGGAUUACCAGCUUGGAUUAAAAAUUACAGAGGCAACUCCUAUUCAAACAGUUAUAGAGACUCCUCUCAGUCAUGGAAUUCCUUUUCACUAGAAAACAUACAAAGGUCAAACCUAAGUGUCUUCUUAGAAUGCUUACUAUACUUCCAAAGAAUUUUUGGUAACCUAGCCAAUUAGCUCAGGUUAAAGAUAUUUCUACAAGCUGGUAUAAAAUGGGAGCCCUUUCCCUGGUUCUGUGAAUCUUAACAACUACUUUGUGUAAAAAUCUGUUUUCCAUUUUAACCUAAUCAUCCCAGUUACCACUUUAGACAUGGGAACCUCUCUACUGCAGGAGCUGCUGCAUGGCUUGAUAAUAAAUGGCAACAUUUACAUAUCACAAUUUUAUCAUGAACUUUUUUUCCCUAGCAGGAGCAACAAACCAUAAAUCCUGACUUAGCAUUACAUCUGAACCAAGAGCUGUAGUUUAGGUCAAAACAUACCAUGAUGUAAAGCCAGGAUUUGUCCUUGGCUAACUGUUUGUGGUGUGUUUAGGCAAAACAAACCUAUAGUCUCCCAUUUCACCCAUUUGGAUGUAACACUGAGCCAGGCAUCAUGGCUUGUUGUUCCUAUAUGCACUAGGGGAAUAGCAAAGUGGAAGUGAUUUCUGCAUUCACAACAAACCAUUAAUUGUGGUUUACUGUGAUGUGCAAAGUGAACCAUUGUGGAAACUUCAACCAAAAGGUGCAGGUAACUGGAGAUUUUGCCUAUAAUAUAAAUCCUAUUGCAGCUUAAGGUUUUUCAUUAUCUCUCAUGCAGAAUAACUGAUAGUUCAAUGGUUGGGUUCCAAAGAGCUAGCAUAUCCACUUGUUUGCUUUUAUCUUUUAAUCUUGGUGAGAUAAUUAUCUUCUUUUACACCUUACCCUUGUCUGUACUAGCUUCAUUGUAUGGUGCUAUAUAAAGCAUGUCUGUAAAAAGCAAUUGUAACUAUAUUCAUCUGUAAGGGGGAAAACCCUGAAAAUGUAGUUGGCAAUACCUUUAUUAGGACCAACCAAAAAGUCACAAAAUUGUAGCAAGCUUCUGAAAAACCCACCAUAAUUAGAUUGCAAUAUUGGAACCGAAACUAUAAAUCGACCACCUUGGUAUAAAAAGUAGUAUCAGUUUUGAGACAUUUUGGUUGAUCCUCAUAAAUGCAUUGACUAGUUAUGUGUUUUGAAAUAAAUUAUGACACUGAUUUGCCAACUCAGGCAAGUCCAUUCCACUGUAUUUUUGCAAGUUUUUCUAUCUUAGUCGCCUCCCACCUGCAUUCUUCUCUUGCCUUCCCAUCUACUUUUUAGCUAAUCACACGUAAAAAUAUGUCAUCCCUGAAUAGAUACACCCAUUAAAUAAUUAUAGCGUGUACACACCUUGCAAAAGAGGAAAGUUCAGAGAACUAACAUGAUGCUUUUAGCCAUAAUUGUUCAUGCUUUCCCACACUGUCUGCUUGUCUGUUUAGAGCAGAAAUGCUUUGGGGCAGGGCUUGUCCUAUUCUGCAUUUCAUUUGGCACUUUUGUAGAAUUUGGUUUUGAAGUGAAGGCAAUAUUGCAAUGCACCACAAUAUAGUUUAAUGUUCUGUACUUCACAGGAAAGCAUGCAUGUAAAAAUAAAAUAAUUGUAUGUUUUAGAAGGAAAUACCAUCUUCAAAAAUUGACUGAUUUAUAAGUCUAGUUCCCUGAGUGUAUGCUAGUAUUCCCCCCUCCCCAUUUUUUUGGAGAGUGAAUAUUGACAUGAACUGAUUAUAUUGAGACUGCUUUAAAGCUGACAUGAAUUGCCUUUUUUGGAUCUUACAAUAUUUCAUACAAAGGUACAAGUGAAGAUCCAGUGUAGUGUAAUUGUGCUUCUCCAUUCUCUCCUUCCUCCAACACCUCAUGUGCCCCCAAAAUCUGCCCCAGUGGAUUGGGAACCCUCAAGCAGAUCUGGGUCUGCAGGGGCUAGAUGCAAGAAAUGACCAGUUUCAUUUCACUAGAUGGGCUUAAUUUUGCUUCACCCAUAAAUUACAUUGUUAAUGCCUUAAAAACUUCUUAUUUAUAGUAAGAUGACCAGUGAGACCUGUAGCAUAAUGUUGAAGUGCAAACUCAACCCCCCGAGCGGGUUGCUCCUGUUCAGGGCUCCAACCACCCUGCAAAAGGAGCCCUGUAAUGCUGUUUAGGCCUCAGGGUUGUAAAUAAUGCCUCCCUGCCCCCAAAUGCUGUUAGCCCCAAACCCACGUAUUUUAUAGCAAUGUAGCAGGAAAGAUACAGCUCUGAAGCUAGGAAAAGCUUAACUCCCAAUCUCCUCCUCCAAGAUACUACAUGCUAUCUGGGACUUGAGUAGAUCUGCUCCUGCUUUUUUCUCCAGUCUCCAUUUUCCCUUUGGAGGGAGUUGUUGCAGGUUGUCUGUCAAAAUGCUUGAGUUUGUUUGCCUGAUGUGUCAUCUUUUGACGUUACUCCUCCUUACCCUCUUCACUGCCAUCAACGCUGUAAAUUCACAGGUUCCUGACAGGUAGUUUAGAGGUGGUUGUUUAAAUACUAUUGUCUUUUAAUUUACAAAUUUAUGUACUUCCGUGUACUAGGUCGUCCAAAGUAUGUAGCAGCAACUCUUUUUUGAAAAAAAGUUACCCUGUUUCAUCUCCAAACUGAUAGCAGACUGGUUGAAUGGCUUAUUUAGAGGGGACUGUAACUUUUCAUGUGGACAGGGAAAGUGUAGAAAAACAUCUGCAAAUAACGUUUCCUAACGGUAAAGCUCUGAUAAUAUUGAAUGUUCACUUACUUGGUUAAAUAGCUGAAGUCUUACUUAACUGGUACAUCUAGUAUUAGAAAUACACUAUAGUGUCCUUAGUUAUCUGUGAACGGAAGUUUGGUUUUGUGAGGUCUGUGUAAUCUGAACUAAAGUGAAGCUGAGACUUUAGCCCAUAAAGGUUUACGCCCAAGUGCAUUGGUUAGUCUAAAGUGCCACAAGACUUUUUUUGUUUUCCUGAGCAGAUUAACACACUACCUCUCUGUAAAUGCUUUUCUUUAGGCUUUCAUAUGUUAAAAAAAUAGUUGCUUGGGUUACUGGCAUUCUGCUAGAAGAAUAAGAGAAAAAUAAGAUAUGUGAUUAACAUUUUUCUAUAGGUCCCUAUUUAUUUGACUUCUGCAGAUUUAUUAUUGGGUUUUAUUAAAGACAGUAAAGUCAGUGGAAUAUGAAACAAAAGUCUGUUUGCUACUUUAGCAAAAUUGUAUUAUGUAUUUCUAAUGUUUAGUACGAUGAGUAAAAUUAAGUUUAAUAAGGUCUUACAUUAUGUAUCUAGGAGUCACUUGCUGAAGUUGAAGAGAAAUUUAAAAAAGCAAUGGUUUCUAAUGCCCAACUGGAUAAUGAGAAAAAUAACUUAAUCUAUCAAGUGGAUACUCUAAAGGAUGUCAUUGAGGAAAGAGAGGAGCAGUUAGCAGAGUAUUACAGAGAAAAUGAAGAUAAGACAAAGGUAUUUGUAUUUUCUGUAUUAUUACUAAUAAAGACUUUGCAUUAUUAGCUAGAUAUUAAGAAGCUUAAGUGUGUGUUUCUGCAUGCCUGUAAUUUGUUAAACAACUUGGUCUCUGUAAUUUUAAUGAAGAUGAAAACUUUACAAGGUUAAUUUUGUUGAUGGGCUCACAAGUAGGAAAAUGUAUUGAUUAAGACCAUUGAAUGUUUUUCUGCAACUUACAAAUAGAUUGGUUUGCAUUCAACCAUUUUCAGGCUUAUUUAUGCAAUUACCUAUCCUGGGGCAAUCCAGGUCAUUGCUUGUUUAAUCUUAGAUUAGUUACUUUCCAUCCCUUUGAACUAUCAGCAGUCUGUCCUCUUUUAAACUAAUUGGCAACACCGUCCAAGUUUUCAGAAUGAGAGGUUCUUUUCAAACGGCAGCAACCAGUUGUCUGCAAAGUUGAAAGCUGCUCUGGUCCUUAGCUGCAAGCAAAGGCUUAAGGCACUAGUAACUGCAUCAGUAAAGAGGUUUACUUGCAGCUACGUGCAGAACUUGAUUAUCAUGCUUUCUUCAAACUUCCCUAACCAGAUACCCACCAAAUGUUUUAGACUAGAUGGGAGCUGUGUUCCAAAACAUCCUGAGGGCAACAGGUUGGUGAAGACUUCACAGGCUCACUAGAGCAUCUUUUUGAGGAGGCAUCCAAGCCAUUUUGUUUAGUGGGGUGGUCUUGAAUGUAGAGGCGACUGAGGUGGACUGAGAUCUGCCAGUAAACCAUCUAGCUCCUGCAAGUUAUUAGGCUCCCAGUUAAGGGUAGGCAUAAGUUGUACUGGUCAGUUAUCUUGACUGUGCACUGCUUUUGCUUUGGUCAGGAAGCAUAAUGGAGAACGCCUGUGGACAGAGCUGUAGGCAAGUUGCUUCCUUGUUUCCUCUUAAGACUUGGAAUUUAGAAAAUCAUGAUGCUCUGGCUUCAAAAAGGAUUAUACAAAUGCCAGGCAGAGGUUAAUGGCUAUUAACUAUAAUAAUUCAAAAUGAAACCUCUACAUUGAUAAUCGAUCUGUCUCAUUACUGGGAACAAGUAAGUAAUAGGGUCACACAUGUCCUAUUUGUGGUUUUCCAAAGAGAUCUGGCUGGCCACUGUGGGACCUACAUGAGCCUUAAACUGAGCCAGAAGGGCACCACUUAAGUUCUUAAGCUUGGGAUCGUUCUGCUGCAAAAGAUUCUGAGUGUGUGCUCUUUCUUUAUAAAUUCUGGAUCCGGAGCAUUCACCAAUAAUAAAUAAAUUUAAAAAUAGCCCACCUAUUUCAGGAGUCAGCCCACCCCUUAAGAGAGUAGUGUUGGAGAACAGACAGAGCAGCUAAAACAAAUCUAUACUCAUAUAAGCUAAUUCCAUUUUUGUGAAUCAGCCCAAUUAAAUAGCAAAUAAUUAUACUAUUAAUGUUCCUAUCAUGCUUAUUUCAUUAACUAAUCUAUAAUAUGCUUGGACUUUAAUUUUCAGCUGCUUAAUUUAUAUUUCCUUAAUACAGGAGUUGGAAAGGCAGAAACAUAUGUGCACCGUUCUGCAGCAUAAGAUGGAUGAACUUAAAGAGGGUCUUCGCCAGAGAGAUGAACUAAUAGAGGUACAUGUUCAUACUUGGCAAAUAACUUGCAUUCAAGAUAAAAUCUGCUUUUUCUGUUGUCUAAAAUGCUUUCAUUCGGGAAAGACUGCAGCAUGUGCUGUUUCUGGCACUUGGGUGCCAGUUUAUAAAGAGCUAGAGCAGUGUGCUGGGAUCAAAAGAAGUCAUGACACCAUCAGACAAAAAGCAAUGUGUCACGUGUUCCCUGUUUGGGAGCACAUAUUCAGAGUCUGGCUCAUCAAUGACUUUUGUCAAUGAGCUUUUCAGCCCUACGAGUUGGUACUGUCCAUCCAUUGCUUAAACAGUAUUUUUGUUUAGGUAUGCUAUGCUGUUAUGAACUUGGUAGCAAAUAUAGUUUUAGCAUUUAAGCAGAAGUCCUUUCACAGUAAUAUGUUUGAGUAAAAUUAACUUUGGUUUGUUGGGCUUAGUAGUCGCUUUAAAGCUGAAUGGCAACAUAGAUUUAUGCCUAAGCUUGUGGUUCCAAUGCAAUCAAUGUCAGUUGUACAGUGUACUUCGAUGUAAUAUAGAUCUUAUCCUAAAGCUAUUCACAGUUUUAUUUAACAAAGGGGAGAGAACCUCUUAGCCAAACCUUUAUUCACAAAACCUUCAUCUUCUGUGUUUCAUUGACUGCCUUACUGACUUCCUCGUAUCUCCUUGUAAUUUCCUUUACUUGUCUUUUCCCUUCUUUUAUUCUUUCCCCUGUGUUUACUGCAGGAGAACCAACGCAUGCAACAGAGAAUAGAAUCUAUAACCAAAGAGGUGUUUGACCUCCAGGAAACAGUUAAUUGGAAAGAUAAAAAAAUUGGGGUAUGAGAUGAAUACUGAGGUGAAGAGUGAUUAGGAAUAGACUGGUAUAAGUUGGCAGCGGCAUUGUUGAUGGUUCCAGUGUUGAAUUGGGUGUUGCAGAUAGAAGUAUUUCAUACUGAAUAUUUGAGAGUAAAUAAAUACAGCAUGCAGCUUGAACCUAAAACGUCAUGAAUUAGCAGAUUUUGAACAUAAAGAUAAACAUACUCAAGCACUGCAGUGAUUAAAUCCAGUGUUAUAGCUAGAUUCUAGUACAGUUAUUUUGGAUUUGGAUGAUAGGCCUGUUCUAGACCUUUCGUUGCACUGAUUAAAAAUAGAGCUUUGAGGCAGCCUCAAAAGCCUUUACUGUCUAAAUACUUAAGCAUUCAGAUAGGGCAUAAAAACAAUUUUGCUUGGUUGGGCACACACAUACGUAUGUAUUAGUCCAGAAGAAGUUAAAGGUCAUUGAAGUCAAUUGGACUUGUAACUUAAUACCCACUGAUUUCAUUUAAACUGUACGCCAUUCACAUAUGAAUCAUAUAAGAAGGCGUCAUGUAUAGAAAAAGGUGCUGUGCAUCUGCAUGGCUACUCAGUCCUUCCCCUGCCAUCCCUGUGUUGAGCACUUUGGCCUUUCCCUGCAGACAUCCAUGAUGCCCUUCAUGCAAGUAAUAUGCAAAAUGGGUGUAUACGAGUGUGUGGUGUUAGAGAUUCUGAGACUGACACUAUAAAUUUGAAAAGUGUUACAACUUGUUAGUGCAGUAGAACCUUGGUUCUCAAACUUAAUCCGUUCAGGGAGUCUGUUUGACUCCCGAAACCAUUCCAAAACCAAGGCACAGCUUCCGAUUGGCUGCAGGAGUUUCCUGCACUCAAGCGGAAGCCGUAUCGGACAUUUGGCUUUUGGAAAACGUUUGCAAACUGGAACAAUUACUUCCAGGUUUUCGGCAUUCAGGAGCCAAAACAUACAAAUACCAAGGUACGACUGUAGUAUAAAAACUGGCCUAUAGCAUAAUCGAAAGCUGCCAGGGCAUAGAUUUAGAGUCUGUUGGACACUAUUUUCUCUCUAGGAUUGUUUCUAUGGAUCAGAUCUUGCAAACUACCUUUUCCACAUGUGAAAAUAUUUUAAAAUGAGAUUCCAUAAAUAGGAUCCUGUUUGUUAGUAAUCUACUUUGGAUGCAAUCUCCCAAAUUUAUAGGAAAUUCUGCAUUCAAGUAACUGAAAAAAAUCUCUCAUUUGGUUAUUAACUUCUCCUUAUGGUGAGGGAGGGCCUAGUACCCAUUUUUUCCCCUCUAGAGGAUGCUUAACCUCUGAGCAGGCACAAUACAGAGUCACUUCUUUCAUAUAUGAAUAUCUUCCCAUAAAAAGCCCUUGCUCGUUUCCUGUUGAAAAAGUUGUAUUGUAUUGCAGGAAUGGGUAUCCAUGGUCCUUUAGAUGUUCUUGGAUUUCCUCCAUCCUUGUUCACUGAGCAUGCUGUUUAGGCAUCCAGCAAGAGCUGGAGGGCCACAAGUGCCCCAUCUCUAGUGUAACGGAUCAGUACAGCUCACUGUAUCCACCUACAACACAAUUGGCCGUGUUUGUUUACAUAAAAUGUUAUGCUUGAAUAGACUGCAAAAAUUAAACAUGCUUUAUCUCUGAUCUUUCAAAAUCCAAAUGUUUUUGGAACUAUGGGAUUGUUGAACUCAUUCAGCUUGGCUCAAGCACUAGGCAGAAAGCCUAAGGUUACUUUAUUAAAAUAGACAUGAAUUGUAUUUAUAGUUUAGUACAUAACAUGGAAUCGCUGAGAUUUUUUAGCAUUUCCCAGGUCUGUUGUAAUGCCGGGGUGGUGGUGAAUAUUUAUGCCAAGCAUGAACUUCUGUGGCAAACACAGGACUGUGCACGACUUUCUUUUCUCCUUUUUGCCUCACUUUUUGUUCAGCUAAUUAUCUUUUAUUUGCAAGAAAUCUUUCUUACCUAUCGCACAUUCUCUCUCUAUCCUGUUCCUUUCCGCUACCUGCCUGCACCCAGGCCCUAGAGAGACAGAAAGAGUACUUUGACUGCAUUAGGAUUGAGCGGGAUGAGCUCAGAGAUGAGCUGGCUGACCUGAAGGAAACAAUGAAGACAGGAGAGGUACGUUAGCUGUAGCAGCACUUGGCAAUGUCAACUGCUGGAUGAAGCCAUAGUCAGUGUGUUGGAGAGGGACAUAUCAUUACUUCAGCAUGCCCCUUUUCCACUGAAGCUAAAGCAUGAACAGGAGCAGUGGUGCUGCUGCUUCUUGCAGCGUCUACUGAGCAAAGCGUUCACCAGUUAACAGUCUCUAAGAGAAGCUUAUGUUUAUCUUGUUUUUUUUUUUCCAGAAGCAUGGAUUAGUUAUCAUCCCAGAUGGCACUCCAAAUGGCGAUGUCAACCAUGAACCAGUAGUUGGUUCAAUAACCGUUGUAUCGCAAGAAGCUGCUCAAGUCUUGGAAUCCGCAGGAGAAGGACCACUAGGUAAAUUUACAGAGAACCACUUUCUUCAGAAUGUUGACUUUCAUUUUCAAUGUGUAUAGAUAAGAAUCAAGUAGCUUAGGCCCCCUCCCACAUUUAUAAAGAGUUUUACUUGUUUUUGAAUAGAUGGAACUAUUAGUUCUGUGUGAAUUACAUAGUUGCAGCAGUCUUGGAAUCUGUUCAGAGAUGAUAUGGUAUUUAUAGAUGCACUGUAUGUACCUAUAUAGCUUACUAAAACGAUAAAUAAAGCAGUAUCAUGUGGAAAUGAAUGUCAGAAUUCAAAAUGUGUGCAAAAAGCAACAAUUAUACUCCAUUGAAUAUUAGUUCAGUGGACAUUACAGCACUGUGUGCUAGGGUCUAUGUCUUUAAAAAGAGUCAUUGCCAUACUUUCAGCUAUCAUGUGAAAAGUACCAAAUAUGGAAUUGUUAGUUUAGUUGCUAUUCAAUUGUAGUAUGUCCAAUCCUUCAUUCUUGAAAGCAAGUCUCUUAGGUCCAAAUAAGUAUCAUUUUUAAAAAAACUUAAUACACAAUUUUACACUUUUUGAAGUUCUUCUUACUGACCUUGCUGUUUCUUAAUGAAAUUUCAAAUGAAAUUCUGUUCAUCCAAGAGAGUUCUUCCUUUUAACCUUUUUUGUUUUGCUAAGCUUCCAAUGGAAGGAAUUGGAAUUGGAAUUUUCUAACUGAAUUGUUUGUUUCUUUUAGAUGUUAGGCUACGAAAGCUAGCGGGAGAAAAGGAAGAGCUAUUGUCACAGGUAAAGUCUCUCUCCCCUUCCUGCAACCGAAAAGUGAUUGAACGGCUCAGACUCAGACUCUUUUCAGUUUGGGGAAAGUUAUUAAACAGUACCAGACCCUUGCUGUGCUUGAGCAACACUGCUUGCUGCUGAAAAACUUCAUGCUUAAUGUUUCUUGCAGACCUUCAGAGAUUGCAUGUACUUUCAUAGCUUUGCCUCAUGCUCCAAAGAAUAAAUUAAUGUUACAAUCUUAAUGUCAUGAGAACUAUGUACCCCAAACCCUGAGACUUAAACUAGAAAAUAUAUACUUAAGCAAACAACAACCCUGAAAUUAGAAGUGCUUGUAGCAUUUGUCUGUCACUAGGAUUCUCUUUCCACCCCAUUGAAAAACUGUCUCAAUAUUUCCUUGCUGUUGAAUGUUGGUCACUUAAGGUCACUCAUUGCUACUGGUGGAAACCUGUGAUGAUAUUAUUAUUUAAAGAAGUCCACUCUUCACACAUAUCCACAACUAAGUUGCUAUUCUCGUAAAGGUAAAGGGACCCCUGACCAUUAGGUCCAGUCGUGGCCGACUCUGGGGUUGCGGCGCUCAUCUCGCUUUUUUGGCUGUGGGAGCCGGCACACAGCUUCCAGGUCAUGUGGCCAGCAUGACUAAGCCGCUUCUGGUGAACCAGAGCAGCGCACGGAAACGCUGUUUACCUUCCCACCGGAGCGGUACCUAUUUAUCUACUUGCACUUUGACGUGCUUCCGAACUGCUAGGUGGGCAGGAGCAGGGACCGAGCAACAGAAGCUCACCCUAUCACAGGGAUUCGAUCAAACUGCCGACCUUUUGAUCGGCAAGCCCUAGGCUCUGUGGUUUAACCCACAGUGCCACCGACACAUACUGUGCAAUUAUUUUAGGUUAAAAAUAGUUACUAUGAACUGCUUCUGGAAGCAGUAUACGAUGACCAUAAAAAGAAAAAUGGUUGUAAAUGCCAGUAAUACACCUUAUCAAGUAUAAAUAGACAAUAUUGAACUACUCACAGAAUGCUAUAUUUUCAUUUCAGAUUAAAAAAAUGAAAUUACAGUUGGAGGAAGAACGGCAGAAAUCCUCUGGAAAUGAUGGCACAAAUUCUAAUUUAACGGGAUUGGAAAACGGUUCAGAUUUGCAGUUUAUUGAAAUGCAGAGUAUGUAUAUUUUCAUCCUUCAAUUCUGUAUGGCAUUUCUACUUUUGAAGAGUGCACAUGGUAGGAACAUUCAUGCCUGAACGUUUUUCUGUUGCCACUUCCCACAUAAAUAGCAAAAGAUAAAUAUAUAGAAUACAGUAAAAUGCAGUAGAUGGGAGCAUAAGGUGACCUUGGCUUAAAUUCCUGGAAUUUGUUUGAUUAAUCUUCUUGCUUAAGCUGCUACAGAUUUUGAGAAAAUUAAAUGAGAGUAGGAACUCUUAGAUUGUUUGUAGCAUAGUUCAAUCCCUGUUUGUCUUUGUGGUUUCUCUGCAGUUACACCUAUGGGAUCUGCAUGUGUGCAGAGCAGCAUUUCAGAAACAUCUUGAGCAGGGGUAGUCAACCUUUUUAUACCUACCGCCCACUAAUGCAUCUUUCUUGAUGGUCAAAUUUCCUUACUGCCCACCAGUGCUCGAUGGAAGGAGGAUUCAAUUCAGCUUGUGCCAUAGUACCCCCUACCACCCACCUAGAACCCAGAAACACCCACUAGUGGGCGGUAGGGACCAGGUUGACAACCCCUGGUCUAGAGGUUUGCAGAGCUUGUAGUCCCAUGGCUAAAGCAGGGAACCCUGUGUCUCUGCAUUGCUCAAGAGUGGGACCAAGAAUCUCUGCUCAUUUCCCAUGAAAUUUUUGGAUUAUUGUUCAACAAAAUUUGUACAUCACAAAGUGAUGUAGUAGACGGAAGCAAAAGGAGAAAUAUAAACAUAUCUUGUAGAAUAAGGUGAUUAUUCAGUAAUGAAUUACUGAAGUUGAAACCUGCAAGUUGAAUUUCAUCUUCCAAUGGCUUUAAGUCCAUCCUACAUCACACAUUACAUUUUAUCUACAUGUUUGUAAUGUGAAGAUUGCAGUUGGUCAAAUAUGCACACCCUGAACCCACAGAAGUCAGUGAAUUUCCUACAAUGUGUACACACGGUCUGUGUCAUCUUUACAAUGUCUGCUACGUAUACUGUCAUCUGUACCCACCUAUUCAUAUAUAGUAGGUACAGCUCAGUCAGUGAAACAUGAGACUCUUAGGGUCGUGGGUUCAAGCUCCACAGGGAGCAAAAGAGUUCUGUAGUGCAGGUGGUUGGACUAGAUGAGCCUCAUGGUCCCUUCCAAUUCUAUGAAUUGUUGAAUGAAGUAAUCUUUGGACCCUAGUGAAAUUAUACAGUGCUAGGUACUUUUAGUAGAUUUGGAGUGUAAUCUAGCCAUUUGAAUUUGAAAAUGUUUAUUUGUAUUCAAAAUCAUUUCGCCUUAUGUUAGGAAACAUCCCUUUUCAUUUUACUUUAGUGCACACUCCCCACAAUGCACUUGGACCUGAUAUAGUUACUUUAAAUGAGAUAGGGUUUCAAGAGUGAAGAUCUACAGUGGUAGGAAGAAAUAGGUUCAGGAGGUUUAACAGAAGACUACAGUUGAGGGAAUAUUUCAUUUAAGAGCUAGUACCAAUGAGGGCUUCUUGGGUGGCUUUUAACUACAUUUUACUCAGAGCAGACCUAUUGAAAUUGAUGAACACAACUAAGGUGGGUCUACUCUCUCAGUAAAAUUUAUUUUACUACCAUCCCCAUUCAUUCUCUCUGAAAGUAGCAUCCUUUAGCAGGACUUACAACACAUGCUGGAUGAGGUGUGAUUUAGGAAAUAAACUCUCCAGAUUAAUUUCUGCAAAAGGGUAGCCUGUUACAACUUUUCUCAGAUCAGGUCUUAAAGAAAUUGACCCUCAAACUUCCGAAGGACUGCUUAUACCCCACCCACAUCUAAUAUUUUAAAUAUUCUUGAUCAUUAUGUAACCAGUUGAGUAUAUUUUCUAAUCGCCAACCCAUCACUACACUCAGAAUGAAGAGCCCAUUAUCCAGGAAAGCUGUGUUUUAUUUCAAUAAAAUGAUCGGCUAAAACUCUUUAGAUUUUGAGGGAUAAAAAGCCAUAGGAAAUUCACUCCUCAAAGAAGUCUAUUUUAUGUACUGUGUGCUAUCCUUUCAUCAAAUAACAAAUUGUACAGGUACGUUCAACAUUUCCUUUCCUUUUUUAGCCAAAGCAGAAAAAUAUAAUCUUCGCUGACAUUUGAUUUAAAUGUUCAGUUGACAGCCAUUAAAUGCUUCAUUUUCUUGUUUCUAGGAGAUGCCAACAGACAAAUAAGUGAAUUCAAGUUUAAGCUUUCAAAAGCUGAACAAGACAUAACUACUCUGGAACAAAAUGUAGGUACCUUUUUGUUAUACAUAUUUCCUAAACUUUUAUUGAUUCCACAUACAUGUAUUAUGGUCUUGUAUAAUAGACUGCAGAAACUAUGUCCUCCACGUCAUAAUUCAGUAGAGCCAAUGUGACAAAUUAUCCUGAGGGCUUCAUGCUCCUUUAGAGAAUUUGAACCUGAGUUUCAUCCUUUCAGAGGACCAGAUCUAUUAGGUAUAUGAGUUGGUGGGUGUGAACUUUGCAAGAAAAUAGCCACUUGUAUUCUAAGCUAACAAAAUGAAAACACAGCUAUAUAGUGCAUGUGAAAAUUGGUGGGGAACAGGUACACAUUUUAAAAAUAAGGCUUUUACAGCCUUGUAAAAGUGAUGUUUUUAAUGUUUGGUGCUUUUAUAUUUGUGGGAAGCUGCUCAGAGUGGUUGGGACAAGCCUCAUGGAUUGGUGGAGUACAAAUAAUAAAAUUAUGAUUAUAAAAGUGCUUGGUAGAGUUGAGCCUAGUCUCACCGUUCACAUAAAUUCAUUGGUACCCUGUAAGAUUCUUGAAGAUUCCAUUCAGCACAUACUGGCCACAUUCAGACAAUCAUUACCUGAUUUCCUAAGUUUUAUGAUCAAUACCUUGUGAACAAGCCAAGAUAUUAAGCUGUUGGCUUAAUAUUCUGGCAUGUUUGACACAACAGGGAGCCACAGUUUAACUGAAGACUUUCCUGCCUUGUUCACUCGCAUGAAGACGUCAAGCAGGCUUGUUCAAAAGUCGACUGAUGAAGCUGAGACAUGAUAGUUUGAAUACAGCAAUGAGAGUUGGCUGCCUCAAGGAAGGCAGUAAAGGUGACAUGUUUUGUGCCCUUUUAGUGCUACAUAAAGGAAGGUCACAGAUAAAGGGGGCAUUCCUUGUAUACGGGAAAAUGAGUGAAUCAUUGCUUUAAACCUGUUUGGUCUUUUAGGUUGUAAGACUUGAAGGGCAAGUAGUAAGAUAUAAAACUGCUGCUGAGAAUGCAGAAAAAGUAGAAGAUGAACUCAAAGCAGAAAAGAGAAAACUUCAGCGAGAGGUAAUUGUCUCUUUCACACAGUGUGAAAAAGUUCUAAGAAUUUAAAUAUAGGAGGCAAUAACAUUUAAAGAUGGCGGGAGGUUAUUUUUAUAUAAAAGUCUUUAAAAUAUUAUUCCUGUUGACUGUCUAUGGAAACGGGAGUGGUGAGCACGGACAUUGUCAUGUGGGAUUUUUUGGACUGUUAUAUUAAUAAAAAAGUUAGUGGUUACUGAGGAACUAUAUAGAGAGAUCAAUCUUCUGCUGUUGCAGUAUGCUUCCCUAUGUUUAAAAUCAGAAUGUGGUUACUGCAUACUCAUGUACGAUGGCUUGUUAUUAAACAAUAGCCAGGGGGUUCUCUGGUGGAAAAAAUACUAAAGACUGAAAAUCACAACAGAUUACUUCUUUAAACCUGUGUGUGCUCUAAUGAAUUGAGAAAAUGUGUCCCAAUGUUAAUAGAAAAAGUGGUUGUGCUCCCCUUCCCUUCUUAGAGCUUUCCUCUCUACUGGGGUUUGAUGCCAUAAUCAAUCAUAGCUUGGAGAAGUGAGGAGGCAGAUGGAAGGUUCUGCACAUACAUCUAUGCCCCUCUUUGCAGUUAAGAUAUCCUUUCAGGUUCUACAUCAUUGCUUUAGAUCCAGUUUAUCCACCUACCUUUCUUUGGAUUCAAAUUUUGGAUUCAAAUUUAGUCAAACUGGCAGAGUUUGUAGAUGGGUUGUUUUUGAGUAACUACAUGGCCUCUGGACCUUCAUUGUAUAAACAUGUUUUUAAACUGCACCAAAGCUCCACUAAAGUUUUAGUUUUUCCUUUGUUUUUUGAAACUGCAUUGGCUUGAUUUAAAAUUCUUUAGUCCUCUCAAACUGUUGCACUUACAAGGUACUGGCUUUUUCUUUUCAGUUAAGAACAGCAUUGGACAGGAUAGAAGAGAUGGAGAUGACCAACAGCCACUUAGUAAAACGGUUGGAGAAAAUGAAGGCAAACAGAACUGCACUCCUAUCUCAACAAUAG